AUGGGAACCUCAGUAGUUGCUGUUCUUCUUGUUAUUUUACAUUAUCUUCUCGUUUUUGACCCCUCCGAGAACCCGUUCCCAGAUUCAGAAGACCCUACAUCCCCAACUCAUUACAGUAAUAAGUGGAAGUGGAGGCCAAACAGUUUUGAUGAGGCUACUGUGAACUUGUUCUCGAGACUACGGCAACGACUUCCCGGCGGCAGGCAGCGAUGGCAGGACGAUUUGACACAGGCAAUCCUUGUCCUUUGCGACGUCCAGCUUUUGACUGGGCUGGGAAUUCUUGUGAGCGGAUACAUCAAUCUCUUCCGCAACGCAAUUUCCGCUUAUCACUGGAGAAUUCUUGUUUACCUUGUCUGGUUUUCGAAUCUAACUCACACGUCUUCUCUGACUUUACUGCGGGGCUAUCUGAAUCAUCAUCGAUUAGAACGCAUCUGCCGAUUUGGAUUGAUGUUCAUUCUUUGGGGCGGCCUCCUGGCUGCAUUCAUUCCGACAUGGUGGUUUGGUUGGUUCAAUGGUGACCCAACAGGCAUUGGAGCUUCCAACGCACGCUGUUUCUACAGCCCUGACCUGGCCAAGAGAGUGACUAUAUGGCGGGUCUGUCAAUUCGAAAGCAUCAAUGCUACAGAUCCCAACUUGAUGGCAGAUGUUUGCAUGAAACAUGCCUCAUAUAACGAUGUGUGGUACAGAUACAGCAACGGGAGAGCAGAAAUGUCAGCCCUAACAUCAAUGAUUUUAAUAUUUUUCAGCUUUUUCAUGCGAGUUGUCAAGAUGACCAAUAAGUUCUCGGGUGCCAUGAAAACAACGUUUCGAACCAAGCCGAGCAUUGGCUUGUCAGGAGAAUGGCCAGAAGAACAAACAAUGCAACCAAAGGGAGAUUCCAAAGGUGGAUGUCACACAAGAUUCUGGUUAUUGAGAUGUCUACCUCGUUGCGAAAAGUUAUGUUGA
Molecule: messenger RNA, 945 nt
Organism: Colletotrichum aenigma
Lineage: Eukaryota; Fungi; Ascomycota; Sordariomycetes; Glomerellales; Glomerellaceae
Exons: 2
Coding region: 1-945 (314 amino acids)
Source: RefSeq, a predicted model, not a curated record